Messenger RNA from Capsicum annuum, 957 nucleotides. RefSeq names its product heavy metal-associated isoprenylated plant protein 39. Gene Ontology annotation, molecular function: metal ion binding. The record is from RefSeq and is a predicted model, not a curated record. Lineage: Eukaryota; Viridiplantae; Streptophyta; Magnoliopsida; Solanales; Solanaceae.
CAUAUAUAUUCGGUUUCUGUCUCUCUCUAUUCCAUUACUUCUUCACCAUUUCUAUAUUCUCUCUCUAGAGCUUUUUCUUUCUUCUGGGUUUUGAUACUGACUGCAACAUGAAGAAAUUUAUCUUGAAUUUGGAGGUGCAUGAUGUAAGAGACAAACGCAAGGCCUUGAAGACGGUCUCUGCUCUUCCAGGAAUUGAUGAGAUUUCAAUGGAUAUACAAGGUAAGAAAUUGACCAUCAUUGGGACAGUUGAUCCAGUGAGUGUAGUGAGCAAGCUACGGAAGUUUUGGCCAGCGCACAUAAUCUCAGUAGGACCAGCCAAAGAAGAGAAGAAAGAGGAACCAAAGAAAGAAGAGGGCAAGAAAGAGGAAGCUAAGAAGGAGGGCGAGGGCGAGGGCAAGAAAGAAGACGCUCCAAAGGAGGAAGGAAAGAAAGAGGAGGGUAAAAAGGAAGAAGAAGGUAAGAAGGACGAAAAGAAAGACGAGCCUAAAAAGGAAGAUGGGAAGAAGGCAGAACCACAGGCCCAACAAAUUGUGCCAAUGCCAAUGCCGAUGCCAUUCCCACAACAUCAACUUUAUAAUCAAUCUGUGGUUGGCAUGGUACCGCCCUAUCGGCCAUAUUAUCCUGCUCCUCCUCAUAUGCAAGCCAUGCCCUAUCGGCCAUAUUAUCCUCCUCCCGCGCAAACAUACUACCAGGUUCACCACAGCAUGGAAGAGAAUCCUAAUUCAUGUGUUAUCUGUUAAAUUGCUUCGGAGAAUGGAAUCAUAUAUGUUAUAUAUGCAUAGCUCUUCGAUGUUCUUGUUUUGAGUUGGUCCCGGGUUAUAUUGUAUUAGCAUGUACUGAGACUAACAUUCAAGAACAGAAGAGAAAAUCCAUUGUGAAUACACAAUGAUGCCUUCAUAUUUGUCUCUUCAGAAUCAAGAAAUUGUGUAUAGAGAAUUAAAUAAGUGUUUUGCAGCC